AUGCCCAAAGCUGAUCUAACUGAGGAGAUUUGGAGAUUACAAGCAGCACUCAGUGAGCAAACAGAGAUCACAAAGAUUAGCCAGGAGGAGUGUGAGAGGCUUCAAAAUGAAAAGAUCCUGUGUAGGGUUUGCUUUGAAGAACAGAUAAAUGUUGUGUUGCUCCCUUGUAGGCAUCACAUCCUUUGCAGCUCCUGCUGUGAGAAGUGUAAAAGGUGCCCCAUCUGCCGUGUUGCUAUUGAGGAGCGCUUGCCUGUAUAUGAUGCCUAG
Molecule: messenger RNA, 267 nt
Organism: Ilex paraguariensis (yerba mate)
Lineage: Eukaryota; Viridiplantae; Streptophyta; Magnoliopsida; Aquifoliales; Aquifoliaceae
Source: the annotation of a GenBank genome assembly